Molecule: messenger RNA, 1089 nt
Organism: Dinoponera quadriceps
Lineage: Eukaryota; Metazoa; Arthropoda; Insecta; Hymenoptera; Formicidae
Product: homeobox protein Nkx-2.5-like
Exons: 3
Coding region: 76-1089 (337 amino acids)
Biological process (GO): cell differentiation; regulation of transcription by RNA polymerase II
Cellular component (GO): nucleus
Molecular function (GO): DNA-binding transcription factor activity, RNA polymerase II-specific; RNA polymerase II cis-regulatory region sequence-specific DNA binding
Source: RefSeq, a predicted model, not a curated record
UCGGGGAAAUUGGAGAGAGCGACGUUGAAGAAUCGUAGGUAGCCGUCGUGAGGAAACCACGGAGUGCGGGGAGUGAUGGAAGACGAGAAGCGCAGCGAGACUUCGCCGAAACCCUGCCAGCCGACCCCCUUCAGCAUCGCCGAUAUCCUCAGCCGUGAGACCUCCUCCUGCGCGGACCCGAGGCGAUGCUUGGACCUGGAGAAGAUUCAGGCCGCCGUGUUCGCGCCGAUCAAGAGACACGGCCGGGAGUACGCGGAGAACGAGCACCUGGACGCCGGCUACGAGCACGAUGCUCAGCUGAUCCAUUAUCCGAGGCUGCCCAGCCCGGAACUGGGCGCGAUGCAUGAGCUGAAUAUCUUGAGGAGGAACCUGGCGCAAGUGAACCUAUCGAACUUCGGCGGCGCGCACUUGACCCAGGGAUCUUUCAAGCACCACCUCGAGGCCCUGGGAAACCUGACGGCCUACCAGCCCGCCAAGGAAGCCCCGACGGAGGCUUCUCACAGGCAGCAGGACGAAGCGUUGGACAUGAGCAAGAGCAAGUACUUAGACGAGACAGAGGACGAUGCGUACGAGUCGCAGAAUCCGGGGCAGAAUUUGCAGAGCAGGAAGAAGCGUAGCAGAGCGGCGUUUUCGCACGCGCAAGUCUACGAGCUUGAGAGAAGAUUCGCCGCUCAGAAGUAUCUGUCAGGUCCCGAGAGGGCAGAUCUGGCACGCGGCUUGAAACUGACGGAGACGCAAGUGAAGAUCUGGUUUCAGAAUCGACGGUACAAAACCAAGCGGCGUCAACAGCAGGAACUGGGCGCCCUCGUGAAUUCCGGGAGCGCCAGGCGCGUGGCAGUACGCGUCCUGGUACAUCCGGAGGAACAUUUGAGGGGAUUGCCUCUUCGUGGUUCUGCCCAACUUCCCGGACAAAUGUCGAGCUCGCAGAUUCAUCCCGCGAACAAAGCGCUCGGAAGUUUCCCGUAUUGUUAUCUGCCGUAUCACCCGUUGCUCUGCCCGCCCCUGCAUGCCACCCACGUUCAGGUACAAAGCGCGAUCACGCCCGAUUUCGUCCCGAGUCAAAUCUCCAAAAUCAAGGACGAGAAAUAA